Vombatus ursinus (common wombat) is the source of this 951-nucleotide messenger RNA. It is a transcript of the gene NIPSNAP3A, whose product is annotated as nipsnap homolog 3A. Lineage: Eukaryota; Metazoa; Chordata; Mammalia; Diprotodontia; Vombatidae. The record is from RefSeq and is a predicted model, not a curated record. The transcript is spliced from 6 exons. Gene Ontology annotation, cellular component: mitochondrion. The coding region runs from base 121 to 873 and encodes 250 amino acids.
CCACGAAGGGGAGAGUCCGGAAGAGGAAGCCCUCCCCAACAGGACAGUUCCAACGCUGGCCAGCGAAAAGAGGACGCGCCUCUGGUCUUCGGGCACGCCUUUCCCGGAACCCGCAGGGCCAUGUUCCACCUCCGAAGGCACUGGGGGACUCUGGUCGCCUCCUUGUCGAGGCGCCCGCCCCGGGUAGAGGUAUGUGCAUCUUUUGCUACAGGUCCCAGACAAUAUGAUGGGACGUUCUAUGAAUUUCGUACUUAUAUCAUACAACCAGCCAAGAUGAAUGAAUUCCUGGAAAACACUAAUAAACAUAUUCACCUUCGUACAGCUCACUCUGAAUUAGUUGGAUAUUGGAGACAAGAGUUUGGAGGUGUGAUGAAUAAAGUCUUUCAUAUUUGGAAAUAUGAUAAUUUUGCUCAUCGAGCUCAAGUUCGGGAAGCUUUAGCCAAGGAUAAAGAAUGGCAAGAAAAAUAUAUUUCCCUAAACCUACCAUUUAUGGUCCAACAGAAGAAUGAAAUAACUUAUCUAGUACCAUGGUGCAAAAUAGUAAAGCCUCCUAAAGAAGGAGUCUAUGAACUUGUUACCUUUCAGAUGAAGCCUGGUGGGCCAGCUCUGUGGGGUGAACACUUUCAAAAAGCAGUUAAUACUCAUAUCCAAGUAGGCUAUUCAAAACUGAUUGGAGUUUUCCACACAGAAUAUGGAACACUUAAUAGAGUUCAUGUUCUUUGGUGGACUGAGACAGCAGACAGUCGCGCAGCUGGAAGGCAUAGAUCCCAUGAAGAUGCCCGGGUGGUGGCAGCUGUUCGAGAGAGUUGCAACCACCUGAAAUCUCAUGAAAACAUGCUUCUCAUUCCAGCACCAUUUUCACCACUAAAGUAAUUUUCUGCAGAAAUAUGAAGAUAUUUAGUGGCUGUAUUAUACCAACAGUUUCUAAUAAAGUUCCUUAAAUUCACCUAA